AUGGAUCAAUUAAACCCUCCUCAACGUCCAAACUUGAUAUCUUUUGAUUCUUCAGCUACAGUUGUUAGUACAUCACAAUUAUUAGAUUCAAAUUUUGAUCUUGAAUCACAAUCUAAUCCACAAGAGCCAAAGUCUAACAAGCUAGAUGAUUUCACAACUCAUGAUAAUGAAUCAAUACUUACAUUCAUUGGUGAAGAUGAAACCACAGAUAAAAAACAUAGUGAAAAUACAAUGUAUUUAGAUAAUGUUGAAGAUUUCCCAGAUGGUGGACUAAAAGCUUAUCUUGUUGUAUUUGGAUCAUUUAUGGGUCUUAUACCAUGUUUUGGUAUAUUUAAUAUCUUGGGUGUUAUUGAAUCUUAUGUUAAUGAACAUCAAUUAUCUUCAGUGGAUUCAUCAAUUGUUGGUUGGAUUUUUUCAAUUUUUUCAUUUAUAACUUAUACAACAUGUAUUUUUUCAGGUACUUAUUUUGAUAGAAAUGGUGCCAAGUUCCCAAUUGUUAUUGGUUCUAUUUUGGUUUGUUCUGGAUUAGUUGCAACUGCUUCAUCAACCCAAGUUUGGCAUUUUAUUUGUUCAUUCAGUUUAUUAACUGCAUUAGGGAAUGGAUUAUUAAUGUCACCUUUAGUUUCAGUGGUUUCACAUUACUUCCUUAAGAAAAGAGCCAUGUUUUCUUCAAUUGCAACAUUAGGUGGUUCUUUUGGUGGUGUUAUUUUCCCAAUUUUACUUAGAGAAUUGUUUCCUAAGAUUGGUUAUGAAUGGUCAAUGAGAGUUUUUGCAUUAAUUUGUGGGUUUUGUCUAAUUUUCCCAAUCAUAUUAUGCAAGGAAAGAAUUAAUAAUUCUAAAUCUCAUGAAAUGGAAUCAUGGAAACAUAAAACAAUCACAUAUUUAUCAUCAUUUGAUUAUAAAUCUUUUAAAGAACCAAAAUUUUUAUUUAAUUCACUUGGUGCAUUAUUUGCAGAAAUUUCCACAGUUUCGUUAUUAACAUUUUUUGCAUCUUAUGUUUUACAAAAAGGUUUUACAACUAAUGAUACUUAUUCACUUGUUACAGUUAUUAAUGCAGGUACUAUCCCAGGUAGAUUCAUUUCAGGUUAUUUAGCAGAUAAAUUGGGGAGAUAUAAUGUUAUAAUUUUCACAAUUGCCAUGACUGGAGUAGUUAAUUUAACAAUAUGGAUGCCAUUUGGAUCAAGUUUAUCAGUUUUAUAUGCAUAUGCAAUUAUUUAUGGGAUUUUUUCAGGUUCAAUUUUUUCAUUAGUACCAGUUUGUAUUGGACAAAUUUCCAAAACUGAAGAAUUUGGAAAAAAAUAUAGUACAAUGUAUUUUAUUAUUGCAUUUGGUACAUUAUUUGGAGUUCCAAUUGGUGGUGCUAUAAUUGGUGAUAAAUCAAUUGAUAACUAUAAUUGGUUUAUUGUGUAUGCUUCAAUUUCUGCAUUUUUAGGAUCAAUUUGUUAUGGUAUUUCAAGAUUUUAUUGUGUUGGAUGGAAAGUUCUAACAAAAUUUUGA
Messenger RNA from Hansenula ciferrii, 1497 nucleotides. RefSeq names its product MCT family MFS transporter. Gene Ontology annotation, molecular function: transmembrane transporter activity. The record is from RefSeq and is a predicted model, not a curated record. The transcript has a single exon. Gene Ontology annotation, biological process: transmembrane transport. The coding region runs from base 1 to 1497 and encodes 498 amino acids. Gene Ontology annotation, cellular component: fungal-type vacuole membrane. NCBI's taxonomy places the organism in Eukaryota, Fungi, Ascomycota, Saccharomycetes, Phaffomycetales, Wickerhamomycetaceae.